CGCGCGCGGCUCCUCGGACCGGAAGUGGAGGCGAACUGUCGCGGGGCGCGCGCGGCCUUGCUCAACGCCUGGCGGUUGCCGCCGCCGUCGCCGCCGCCCUCGGCCGCUGCCGAGGCUUCCCGCAGCCGCCAUGUCUGCCAGCGCCGUCUACGUGUUGGACCUGAAGGGCAAGGUGCUCAUCUGCCGGAACUACCGCGGCGACGUGGACAUGUCGGAGGUGGAGCACUUCAUGCCCAUCCUGAUGGAGAAGGAGGAGGAAGGCAUGCUGUCGCCCAUCCUGGCCCAUGGGGGCGUCCGCUUCAUGUGGAUCAAACACAACAACCUGUACCUGGUCGCCACCUCCAAGAAGAACGCGUGCGUGUCGCUGGUGUUCUCCUUCCUCUACAAGGUGGUGCAGGUCUUCUCCGAGUACUUCAAGGAGCUGGAGGAGGAGAGCAUCCGUGACAACUUCGUCAUCAUCUACGAGCUGCUGGACGAACUCAUGGACUUCGGCUACCCGCAGACCACGGACAGCAAGAUCCUGCAGGAGUACAUCACUCAGGAAGGCCACAAGCUGGAAACUGGGGCUCCUCGGCCCCCAGCCACUGUCACCAACGCGGUGUCCUGGCGCUCCGAGGGCAUCAAGUACCGGAAGAACGAGGUCUUCCUGGAUGUCAUUGAGUCUGUCAACCUGCUGGUCAGUGCCAACGGCAAUGUCCUGCGCAGCGAGAUCGUGGGCUCCAUCAAGAUGCGGGUGUUCCUCUCGGGCAUGCCCGAGCUGCGCCUGGGCCUCAACGACAAGGUCCUCUUUGACAACACAGGCCGUGGCAAAAGCAAGUCAGUGGAGCUGGAGGAUGUGAAGUUCCACCAGUGCGUGCGGCUCUCACGCUUUGAGAAUGACCGGACCAUCUCCUUCAUCCCACCCGACGGCGAGUUCGAGCUCAUGUCCUACCGCCUCAACACCCACGUCAAGCCCUUGAUAUGGAUCGAGUCCGUGAUUGAGAAGCAUUCCCACAGCCGCAUCGAGUACAUGAUCAAGGCCAAGAGCCAGUUCAAGAGGCGAUCGACGGCCAACAACGUGGAGAUCCACAUCCCUGUGCCCAAUGAUGCCGACUCGCCCAAGUUCAAGACCACGGUGGGGAGCGUCAAGUGGGUCCCUGAGAACAGUGAGAUCGUGUGGUCCAUCAAGUCCUUCCCGGGCGGCAAGGAGUACCUGAUGCGGGCCCACUUCGGCCUGCCCAGCGUGGAGGCAGAGGACAAGGAAGGCAAGCCCCCGAUCAGCGUCAAGUUUGAGAUCCCCUACUUCACUACCUCUGGCAUCCAGGUGCGCUACCUGAAGAUCAUCGAGAAGAGUGGCUACCAGGCCCUGCCAUGGGUCCGUUACAUCACUCAGAACGGAGAUUACCAGCUCCGGACCCAGUGAGCGGCCGCGGCAGCCACGCCCUCGCUGGCGCUGGGCUCCUGGCGGCAGCACCAGGAGGAAGCACCUGCCAAGCCUGCCACAAGGAGGGGGCGCCCUGGACACCAGCCACCCUCCCAGCCACGCCUGGGACCCUUCCUUCUCCAGGCACACCUGCUCUACUGUCGCCACUCUCGUCUCUGAUGUCCUUUCUCCCACAAGAGGCUUGUCUGUGAGAAGUCUUGUCUCUUUGUCCCCUGAGUCAGUUUGGGGGAAAGGAAGUAAAAUCUUCCCCUCCAGAGAUCAAACACAGCCUUCUGUGCUGUCUAGCUCCCAGACACCAAAAAGAUCAGAAACGCUCGCCAGACCGCUGGCUGCACGCGGCUCCUGCCCGGCUCGCAGGGCCACCGUUUUGUUCCCGUCCUGUUGGACGUUGUAGGUUUCUGGCUGUUCCUAGAUGUCUUGUUCAUUUGUUGAUGUUUACGUGUACCUCUCUGUCCGUGCCCCUCGGCCCCUCGCCUGAAGUCCUCGGGCAGCACUUAGCGAUGACAGGGCCUCCCACCUCCUCACUGGCCUCCCAGCGAGAACCAACACUGAGUCGCCCUCCCACCUCGGGCCGGAACCUGGCACUUUCGUCGGCAGCUGCAGCUUCUGGCUGCUUUUUUGGAGGUUCUUGGCCUGGACCCAUGGGCUUCGAGGGAGGUGCCUUCCCAGGGGCCAGCCCGUGCCAUGCCAUACUGUCACUCAGCCACAUCAGUGUUUGUCCCACCAAGGGAGGUGGGGUCCAGCGAGGGCCGCUGGCCUUGGAGGGUGGGGGCAUGGGUCACCCACAUCUGUGCUUGGUCACCCGCCUCCUUGUCUGUGUUCGUGUCGUGGUCACAUUAAAUUCCAUCAGUUAAACAUGA
Molecule: messenger RNA, 2283 nt
Organism: Equus caballus (horse)
Lineage: Eukaryota; Metazoa; Chordata; Mammalia; Perissodactyla; Equidae
Gene: AP1M1
Product: adaptor related protein complex 1 subunit mu 1
Biological process (GO): vesicle-mediated transport; intracellular protein transport
Cellular component (GO): clathrin-coated vesicle; clathrin adaptor complex
Molecular function (GO): clathrin-cargo adaptor activity
Source: RefSeq, a predicted model, not a curated record